CUUCCCGGGCGACAACGGCCUUGUGGGGCGAGCUAUUUUCAGUUUCAAGUCUGACUACCUACCUGGAAGAGAAGCUGACGUCACCAGCUGCAGCGAUGAAACCAUAAUGGAGAAAUUUGUAAAGUCUUCUGUACCUCGACACGAUAGCUGCACAGAUGAUGUCAGUUUAGAGGAUACGUUUUACCCGAACGAUGAACUUCAUCGGUUGGAUAAAACUCAGUCAAAUUCCGCGAAGCAGUCCAAGGAAGAUAUCUUUACUCCGCGGAGCAACGCUGUCAAUCAUAAAGGUACACAACCUACACAACAAUCUUUUUGUUGUGAGGAGAAAUGUAGAUUGUUGGAUCUACAACAACGCCAAGAUGUGUUGUGUUUAUCUAAAGAUGUAGAGGAUGAUUUAGGAACAAAAAAGACAGAGAAUGUCAAGACCUUUGAUGUACUAGACAACAAAGAUGCUAUCAAAAAAGCUAAGUCAGCGAAACCAAAAACUGAAGCCGCCGAUAAUUUCUGUGCAGAUUUGGGUGUUAAACUUUAUAAACAUGCACCAACAGUUAGCGAAAAAACUGAAGAAGACGUUUCACAAGAAUAUGGUCGGAGAGUCAAGGACGUGACCUUCAAGAGGUCAGAGAGUUUCGGCGUGGAUGUGGAUGAAGGCUGUGAACAUGUCAAAAAAGACGUUUCUGCGGAUGGCGCCCCGGCAAGGUGUCUGGGUCACGGUGACAUUUUCAGUGCCAGGUGUCUGUGUGCCCUAGCGCUGGUCAUCCUGACCUUGGCAGUGGUUCACCAGCACUCCAGGAUUAGCGUGCUGGAGGGGGCGUUGGUCAAGCUCACGGACAUGAAACAACUUCAAGCAACUCAGGAACUACAGCUAUUUCAAGAAAAUUUGGACGUGAAAGAGUUAUCUCAAAGUAGAAAUGGCAAAACUGUAUUGGCAAAUGAUGAACGAAUAGAACGAUCGCUAGGCGACACGCACGCUGGAAGCGUAAAGACAAAAUCUCCAGAUGGAAUUAGAUCGCUUCCUGGGUCAUCACGUGAUGCCCGUGAAGACGAGAGGGGCGCAGACGUCCACACGGAGAGACACGACGAUCAGCAACAAACGAAAGGCGGAUCACAGCCUGACGAUAACAACAAUGUUUACAGAGAUGAUGGACUGACGAGGGUAGAUGAAGAUAACGACAGAAGGGACAAGUUACCAGUGGAGAGCAAUGAAGAUGAAAUGGUCAACGAUAACAAUAACUGGUUCGACGUAACUAGAACCCAACCACUUCUAACCAGGAACAAACGCGAUCAGAAGCAGAUAAAUAAGUACUGCGAAGAUACGUACUGUAAAAAAGGUUGUAAGAAUUGUAAGCAAGGGCAGCACUUCCAUUCCAUUCACUUUGAUGGAGAUUUUUAUUCCGAGAUUUAUGAUUUCAACACCAACUUCACCUCCACAGACUGUUUCACGGACGAUCGAUUUCCUACUCGCCCCAAAGCUUGUAAAGAAGCCACGUUAGAAUAUCCUAAAACAGACUCGCCGCUGGCGUUUUAUCGACCUCACGUAGGAGACAAGGGAGAUAACAAGAACAUCCUGGUCAACUUAAACCAAUCAGAGGGUCUCUUUACUCUCCAACAGUCUGGUAUCUUCUUCUUGCACUUCAAUAUCACCCUUGUGGACGAGAGCCGGACCCACUCCAUCAGCCUCGCCCUCAACAACCAGACGGUCCUGGCCUGCCCUAGAGGCGGCUUCAGAUGCUCCGUGACAAAUGUGCGGGACUCUAACAAGUACAGGAUAUGUAGCAUCGACGGUGUCCUUGAACUCAAGACGGGGGACGUGCUACAGCUGAGGACCUCUGACCCCCACACGACCGUCAGGCUGGAGACCCACAGGAGGUCAAAGUUCAGUCUGGUAUUGCUGCAACCACACAACCCACAAAAACCCAGGGGGAAGAAAGAAAGGAACAAUAAGAACAAGAAGAAAUCUGAGAGUGGCUAAGACUGAAUCUAACCUGAGGAUGUUUGGUCAAAUGACACAAUUUAAACUUGUCUAUUACUGAACAGAUGGUUUUAACUCCAAUUUUAGGUUGUUCUUUUUUUUCGAGAGUAAUACACAGUUGAGUUCUAAAGCCACCAAAGUAUCAUGACAGAACUAAACAGAUGUUCCAUUGUUCCAUUUUACCAAGUGAUUAAUAUAGAAUUUUUAGCGUUUACAAACCUUUGAAGCUUUGUUGUGAACAUUUUUUAAAACUGGAGUUAAAACAGUCUGAUUCUGGGGAUGCUAUAUACAGGGGCGUAGCGAGGGGGGGGGGCGGACCGCACCG
Messenger RNA from Physella acuta, 2297 nucleotides. RefSeq lists its product as uncharacterized. The record is from RefSeq and is a predicted model, not a curated record. NCBI's taxonomy places the organism in Eukaryota, Metazoa, Mollusca, Gastropoda, Physidae. Gene Ontology annotation, molecular function: protein binding.